UGCCGUUUUUACCGACCGCUUCCGCGUUACCAUAGCAACGAGUCAACCUGCAGGUCGGAGCGGUUUAGCAGAGGAGCUAGCUGCUUCAAAUGUUCGGUUUCAGGGGACAGGUGAGCAGUGAGGAGGAGGAGCUUCAUCUUCACCUGCAGGCUGUCGAGCAUGACGUCCCACACAGCCCCUUCAGGUAAAGAAGCUGUGAAGGUAAAGAGGAGGAGUGGAAGCGUGGGGCGGAAGCAGACAGCAGACAUCGAGGAAUUUACAUUUUCUGGGCACAAAGCGCUGCAGGAGGGACGCCCACAGGAGGCGCUGGGGUGCUUCAGAGAUGCCCUGAAGGCCGCAGACCAGCUCCAGGACUCGCGGGUCCUGCGGGCCUGUUCCUUUAACCUUGGGGCUGCCUACGUGGAGGUAGGACGACCUCGGAAAGGUCUGGACUUCCUGCAGCGUGCUCAGCCCGGUCCCAAGGCCGACCGCCUCCCUGACCUCCAGUUCAACCUUGCCCUGGCCCAUGAUGCACUGGGGCAGAGCCGGAAGGCCGCCACCUACUUCCUGCAAGCUGCCCAGCUGUAUAGGUCACAAGGAGACGGCCGCAGCGAGGGGGACGCCUGCGUGGAGAUGAGCCGCUGUUACGGCAGGACACGGGACUGGACGCUGGCGGCUCAGGGUUACCUGCGAGCUGCAGAGAGUUACCGAGUGGCCAACAUGUUGGACUAUGCAGCCACCGCCCUGUCAGAAGCAGGAAGUCACAUGUUCCAAUCGGAUCAGUGCAACCAGGAUGACAUCAUCGGUGUACUGUCAGAGUGUCUGAGUUUGAUGGGCAGCAUUACAGACCCGAGGACUCUGGGUGAGCUGUACCUGUCGGUGGGCGUGUCUUACUGCCGGCUCAGGUCUUUCCAGGAGGCAGUGCAGUGUUUCCAGAAGGCUCUGAGCCCCACGGCUAAGUGGCCCCCCCUGCUGGCCAAAGUCUUGAACAACCUGGGAGCGGCGCUGAACUCCAUGGGCCAGUUCAGGUCCGCCGUGGACUACCACAGGCUGGCCGCUGGACUGUACGGCUCUCAGGGUUGCCGUGGCAACCAGGCUCGGUGUUUCAGUAACCUGGCGUUUGCCUUCAGUCGGAUCGGUGAGGAAGAGGAGGCUGCAGAGAGCUUCAUCCUCGCCCUGCAGGGAUUCAGAGACACAGGGGACUACCUGGCACAGGCUCAGGUGUGCGAGGCGCUGGCUGAGUGUUACCUGGUGCAGAGGAAGCAGCACAAAGCGGUUCAGCUCUACAAACAGGCUCUGAGCGCGCUCUCUCACUGCCAGGACAGCAGCGGCAUCCAGGACCAACUGGUGGAGCGACUGACUGCCACGCUGCAGCAGAGUCUGACCGUCGGUCCUCAGAAGCCCCACCCACCGGCACCACACAGCGUCAGGCCACAUCGACACAGCCUACCUAUUGGACCUCACGUCAGGAAGAGUGACAUCACAAACAGCCCGGGCACAGCAGCAAAUCAGCAACCAGAUGCUCCAGAACCUGACGCCCCAGGAUCUCAGCAGGAGGCCUCUGAAACACCUGAAUACAUGAGCACAGUACCUGGACAGAGCUCAGACCAGUUAGACAAGCGGCAGCACACGAUCUAUAUUUGGAGCUGCGCCUCCCCUUCGGGGACCUCCGAGCAUCUCCGUGAGCAAACAGCAGCAGAGUCUGAAAGCCUCCUGCUGAUUGGAUCAGAGAGAGCAGGCAGACCGAUGCAGGCGGGAGUUCUGUGUGAGUUGUGGUUGGACAGAGGGAACCCUCGCACUGACAGCAAUGCUUCGCUGGCUCAGGACAGUGAGACCCCGCCCAGCAGCCCAGGUGACAUCAGAGAGCAGUCGUCCCUCGUGUCCAGUUGGAGGUCUCAGUUUUGUUUGCUGAUGUAAGCUUGCACUGUCUCCUGAUUGGACAGUCGGUAAUCGGAGAGGACCUGUCAGCGUCACGUGGUCUCUGAAGUCCCUAGAGCUUCAGUCAGCUGAUGCUGGGGCAGCGUUGCCGUGGCUCAGACCGAGAAUCAGAGCUGAUCCGUCACAUUGUGCUGCUCACGCUGACCCGAGACUUUGACAACAGAAAACCUAAAAAAAAAUAAAAACACACAACCAUC
Messenger RNA from Oreochromis niloticus (Nile tilapia), 2114 nucleotides. RefSeq names its product tetratricopeptide repeat domain 24 (gene ttc24). The coding region runs from base 160 to 1896 and encodes 578 amino acids. Lineage: Eukaryota; Metazoa; Chordata; Actinopteri; Cichliformes; Cichlidae. Gene Ontology annotation, molecular function: protein binding. The transcript has 15 exons. The record is from RefSeq and is a predicted model, not a curated record.